CAGUGUUGACCUACGUGUUUUGUGUUUUCAUUCAAUAUAAUCUACUAUCUCAAAUUCUUUAGCUCUCAGGAAGCUAAAUUAUCGGCACUGCUUAUUUAGCCAAAGUCGAAUUUAUUUUGUUCGCCUCAACGCCGCAAUAAAAGGGAAUCAUGUCCACAACCGUGGCAGAGCCGCUCACCUUGGCGCGAGAUGUGAAACGAGCAAUCGAACUGUUAGAAAAGCUACAAAAAAGCGGCGAGGUUCCUCCGGCCAAACUUGCGGCUCUGCAAAAGGUUUUGCAGUCAGACUUCUUGAAUGCUGUUCGUGAAGUGUACGAACAUGUGUACGAAACUGUAGACAUCCAGGGCUCCCAGGACAUCAGGGCUUCUGCAACGGCCAAGGCUACUGUAGCUGCAUUCGCAGCCAGCGAGGGUCACGCCCAUCCGCGGGUGGUGGAGCUGCCAAAGACAGACGAGGGCCUCGGCUUCAAUGUGAUGGGCGGCAGGGAGCAGAAUUCGCCCAUUUACAUUUCGCGAAUCAUUCCCGGUGGUGUGGCAGAUAGGCACGGAGGCCUGAAGCGUGGUGAUCAGCUCCUCUCCGUCAAUGGAGUGUCUGUUGAGGGUGAAAAUCACGAGAAGGCUGUGGAGUUGCUAAAGCAGGCGCAGGGGUCAGUGAAGCUGGUCGUGCGAUACACGCCAAAGGUGCUGGAGGAGAUGGAAAUGCGGUUUGACAAGCAGCGAGCAGCUCGUCGCCGGCAGCAGUAUCAGUAAGAAGCUGGCUGGCUCAAAUUAGGUAACUCGCCCCCUCUCAGGCUCCUGAGGAACAGUGGACCCGGCAGCGACUGAACAUUCUUACCUAGUCUCCUAAUAUCAAGGUUUGAAAUUUGGAAAACAUAUUUCCCUUUAAUGUAAUUUAAAGGCAGCACCACUACCUUCUCUUUGCUUAGUGAACGAUUUUUAAAAAAGCAUUACGUGCUAUACAUAUUAAAUAUGCCUGGUAUAAUUUAAAAUGCCAUAACUAUUCGAUAAACUUAUACUUAAUCACUAAAUGGAUGAAAAAUUAUUAUGUUUAAUUAAAAUUUUGAAAAAAUUUAUAUAUUUUGGAGACGAUCUCUGCUUUGAAUUAAAUUAUAUUGAUGUUAUAUUUUAUGUUUUGAGUGAUUACUACCAAUAAAAAAAAUGUAUUGUUGUGCAA
This is a messenger RNA of Cloeon dipterum, 1173 nucleotides long. RefSeq names its product L27 and PDZ_signaling domain-containing protein veli (gene veli). Gene Ontology annotation, cellular component: cell-cell junction; basolateral plasma membrane; synapse. The transcript has 6 exons. Gene Ontology annotation, molecular function: protein binding. The record is from RefSeq and is a predicted model, not a curated record. Bases 150 to 749 code for a protein of 199 amino acids. Gene Ontology annotation, biological process: neurotransmitter secretion; maintenance of epithelial cell apical/basal polarity; protein localization to basolateral plasma membrane. NCBI's taxonomy places the organism in Eukaryota, Metazoa, Arthropoda, Insecta, Ephemeroptera, Baetidae.